This is a messenger RNA of Archocentrus centrarchus (flier cichlid), 988 nucleotides long. RefSeq names its product arylamine N-acetyltransferase, pineal gland isozyme NAT-10-like. Gene Ontology annotation, molecular function: arylamine N-acetyltransferase activity. The record is from RefSeq and is a predicted model, not a curated record. The coding region runs from base 74 to 946 and encodes 290 amino acids. Lineage: Eukaryota; Metazoa; Chordata; Actinopteri; Cichliformes; Cichlidae. The transcript has 2 exons.
ACACCGCAAUUAGUCAUCAGCUACCAACUAGAACAGCACGCAGCUGCAGGUUACGUCACAGACCAGAGGCAAGAUGAAUUUGGAUGAAUACUUCAAAAGGAUUGACUUCCAUGGCUCCCGUGAUAAACCAGAUCUUGCAACACUGAAGCAAAUCCACUGGCAGCAUAUCAUGUCCAUCCCGUUUGAGAACCUCAGCAUCCACUGUGGUGAGAAGAUCAUCAUUGACCUCGAGGUCAUCUUUAAUAAAGUGGUGAGGAGCAGCCGUGGAGGUUGGUGCUUUGAGAGCAACUACCUGUUUAACUGGGUCCUGAAACAAAUGGGCUAUGACCCCACAAUCUUGGGCUCCAGAGUUUUUGACAAUAACAGUGAUGCAUUUGAGUCCACAGAAGUCCAUCUGAUUAACAAGGUCAUCAUUGAUGGAAAGGCCUAUAUAGCAGAUGUAAGUUUUGGAUUAUCAGGUCAAAUCUGGGAGCCCUUGGAGCUCAUCUCUGGAAAGGACCAGCCUCAGGCAGGAGGUGUUUUUCGCUUAAUAGACAAGGGGGACAUGUGGAUGCUGGAGAAGACCGGCAGAACAACUCAGGUUCCUAAUCCAGAAUUUGCCAAUUCAAGUCUGUUAAACAGGAAGGAAACACGGCUGAUCUACGGCUUCACCCUGGAGCCUCGCGAGGUAGAUAACUUCUUAGAGGCAAACCACACCCUCCAGACAGACCCCGCCUCACUGUUCACCAACAAAUCCAUCUGCUCUUUGCAGACUCCCACAGGAUUCAGAGUCCUGAUUGGCUUGCUCUACAAUGAAGUCACCUUCAAACCUGAGGAAGGUGUUGAUACGUUUGACAUCAGAAACAUAACAGAUGAUGAACUAGAGGAAAUUCUGAGGGAAAAGUUUAACAUAAAGCUGCAGAACAAACUUAAGGCUGUAAACAAAAAAGUAUUCCUUGAGUUCUAGAAAAUUAUCCAUUACAUGGCCUGCUUGAAGACAGUGGCAUGG